CUACCUGGGAACAGUCAACGGCGCAUGCGCACAGAGCGUUUCCCUUGCCUGGUCCGCUGACGCGGGGACGUUGCUGCAUCACGUGUUUCGGAGGAGGAUUCUACAGAGGCUGGAAGGGAAAGGGACCGGGCGGUAGCGGAGUAGAAACAAAUCGGGCCACCGGAAACUCAUGAGAUUUCAAAUAGGAUUUACUGCACAUCCAUCGGAAGAUGGACAAUUAUUUUCAAGCAGCUGUUGUGGAUCUCGAUAAAUUGCUAGAUGAUUUUGAGCAAAAUGCAGACGUGCUGGACAACUGUCAGUCAUUGGGAGCAUCUCUUGUCUCAAACCAGUGCUCCAUAUACACGGGCAACAUCUGCCAUCAACCAGAAUUCUCAGCACCUCGGAAACAAAUGAAUGAGAGGAGCAGUCCACAGCAAGCUCUUUGUUCUACAGAUGAAGACGUUGAUUUUCAAACUUGCGGCCCUGAGUCAUGUACUGAAAAAAAUGUCACUGGCCUUGAUCUUUUAUCUUGUGUAGAUGGUGGUGAUUCGAAUGAUGAUGUUUCAGGUCUGGGGAGAACAAGUGUGCCUGUUUGUGAUCUUAUCAGUGAUACGGGCAGCCUGAUUCAAAAGGAUACUAGUAAUGGACCAGAGAUAUCCAGCAUCCAUUUGUCUGAUCUGGAGUUAAUCUCUGACACAGCUAUCGAUCCAGUGUCCCCUACAGAAUCUUCCAUUUCUUGGCAAGGAAAUGCACUGGAAUGUGAACAUGGAACUUGGUUGCCAAUAACUCAGCCUAAUCUGUUAGUGAUGAAUUCAAAAGGUUAUAGUUCCAACAUAAGUUUAGAUCAGGUUCUGGCAUGCAACUUGGAUCAAGAAAACAGUGCUAUUGAUUCUGCUUCCAACACUGAUACUGUAAGCAGCUCCAAUACCUCAACUAGUGAUGGUUAUGUUAGCGAUGAUCUUCCAUAUGAAACUUUAACAGAAGGACAAGAGUCUCUGGGGAUACAAGGUGAAAGGGACACUCCGUGUUUAUCAGGUGCUGACCAUGAAGAGGCAAUGAAUAGAGGGUGUAUUGAAACCUCUUGCAGAGAUGCAGCUCAGAGUGCAGAUGUUAAAGGAAACGGUGCUGUAGACUGUCAUGCAGGCAGGGCUAAUGAAGAGCCUGCAUCAGAUCAGGGACAGCCUGUUCUAGAAACUAUAAUUACCUCUCGGUUUACAGAUGUUUCCACAGACUCAUCUGUGUCUGUAGGCAGUGGUCAGAUAGAAUGCUCAGUGCAGAAAGAGGUUUCACCCAGUACUUUAGUGGUGUCCUCCCAGUGUAUUGCACCUUGUACAGAAAACAUAAUUAAAGUAGAAAAUAACAAUGCUGUUAAGGCUGUUGACCCUGUUGCUGUUACUGUAUUACAAGACAACAAAGAACUGGAUGUAAGUUCUGUGCAAGAAGUGCAUCUGCCCUCUCUCGCUAAAGAGGUUGUUGUACAAGGAACCAAGAAUUUAGAUGCACAGAUGAUGAUCACUUCACACCAUGCUCCCUCAGUUUUGGCACCUGAUGCCAUGGAAUCCAGAAAGAAGGAGCAGUUCUUGGAUAUUGCUUCAGUUUCCAAUAGCAAAUUUAACGAGGACUUUUUACAUGAUCUAAUAAACCGUGAUGUGUUAAGUGAAGCCUAUAUCAGUGAUGCUGAGCUUGAUGACUUUCUUAAUCAGGAGGAUGGCCAGUUAACCCCAUUCACAUUGCACAAUGAUUGUCCACCAUAUGACUUUAUCUGUGCUGGUAAUACACCUGCUGCUUGUGAAACUGCAGGUGAUUUUGGGACAGACAGCUGUUCCUUUGGGGUUGAAUAUAUAGAAGCAGCAGUGAGCAGUAGUCCAAGCUACACAAGCAAGCAGGAAAGUAGUGUGAUUGGUGCACAGACACAAGUUAAAAUAACUUCAGAAAAGUCUCUUCCUGCAGCUGUAUCAGAUGGUGACGUAGCCAGUUUCAGUUCCCAUAUAGGAGGUGCAAGGCCCAAACAGCUCAAACUUUUGCCUGGUACAUCCCAAAAUACUUUGGUAAAUACAGAUGUACAAGACAAUAAUACGCCUGAUCAGAGCAGUGCAGACGUUACUCCCAGCAGCCCCAUCUCUGUUGCUGAAGCACAGCCAAAUUAUUUAAAUAUUUCGGGCAAAUCUGCAAACACAAAUGGAAGUUCUGAGCGAAACAAGAAAGAAAAUGAGUGCAGAUCUGAAAAUGAAACUUCGCAAAACUCUGUCCUGGGUCAGAGACAGCCAACCUGGAUCCCUGAUUCUGAAGCUCCCAUGUGUAUGAACUGCAGUGUUAAGUUCACCUUUACGAAGAGGAGACAUCAUUGCCGGGCAUGUGGAAAAGUUUUUUGCGCCGUUUGUUGCAGUCAGAAGUGGAAAUUGCCGUAUAUGGACAAAGAAGCAAGAGUUUGUGUUGUGUGUUAUGGUCUAGUAAGUACAGUACAGGCUUUUGAAAGGACGAUGAGCCCAACUGGUCCUAGCCCAAAUCCCAAUGUCCCCUCUGAGUACUGUUCUACCAUCCCACCUUUGGUGCAGGCCCAGGCAGCAGGCACACUUAACUCGCCUCCGCCUACUGUUUUGGUGCCUGGCUCAGUACUUAAACAACCAGGAGUGCAAGGGAGUCAGAAAGAACCCAAAAGGGUCUGGUUUGCUGAUGGUCUUCUACCUAAUGGGGAAGUUGCAGACACAACCAAAUUUACAUCUUUUGUCAAGAGGUCCUCACAGGACUUAAGUCCAACAGCUUGCAGCUUACCAGAUUCUCCCAUGAGCGCUGACCAGCCUCCCAAUAACUUAAAAGAGCACACAGAAGGGAAAAAUUUGGAGACCUCACCAGUAGACUCUUGUGUGGAGAAAUCCUUAACAGAUGCCCCAAGUGCCUUCAAAGUCAGUUCUCCAUCAGAUUAUUCUAUGUUGUGUGGGCUCGAUAAAUGUGUUGGCCGAGAUCUAAAUCUGAUACCAGAUGAUGACGAAAAGCUGCCGCCUCUUUUACUGGCUUCUGGUGAGGGUGGAGAUGCGCUGGUAGAAAGCAGUCCUACUAAUAAAGAGGUCUUGUUGCUUUUGGAAGAGGGGCUUAACCUAGUGACCUUCAUUCUCAAUGCAAACCUCCUUCUUAAUGUCAAGAUAGUAACUUAUGCCUCUGAAAAAUGCUGGUUUUUCUCAACAAAUGGGUUACAUAGCCUGGGUCAGGCAGAAAUUGUAAUUCUAUUGACUUGUUUAGAAAAUGAAGAAUUUCUCCCCAAGGAUAUGUUCAGAUUUUUUAUCGAUAUUUACAGAGAUGCUCAAAAAGGAAGAUAUGUAGGCAAUCUGGAAAAUAUUACAUUUACUGAAAGCUUUCUGAGUAGCAAGGAUCAUGGUGGAUUCCUAUUUUUUGCCCCUACUUUUCAGGAUCUCACUGGCCUCCCUUUACCCAAUAGUCCUUUUUUGUGUGGGGUUAUCAUCCAGAAAAUGGAGGUGCCUUGGGCAAAAGUUUUUCCCAUUCGACUUAUGCUUAGACUGGGAACUGAGUUUAGUGUGUACCCCUGCCCACUGAUGAGCAGAAGACAUCGAAAGCCAUUAUUUGGAGAAAUAGGACAUACAAUAAUCAAUUUGCUAACUGACCUUAGAAAUUACCAGUACACUAUACCACAUGUUGAUGGUUUGCUAAUACACAUGCAAUUGGGAAAAAUUUGCAUAAAGAUCCCUUCAAAGAAACAUAAUGAAAUUCUUAAGGUGAUUCAUGCUUCUAACGAGCAUGUAAUAAGCAUUGGUGCGAGCUUUAGCCUGGAAGCAGACUCUCACCUGGUUUGUGUCCAGAACAGUGAUGGAAUCUACCAAACGCAAGCAAACAGCGCUCCUGGAAAGACCAGAGAAGUUACGGGCGCAAGUUUCGUUGUUUUUAACGGAGCUCUGAAAACGUCCUCAGGAUUUCUUGCAAAGUCCAGUAUAGUAGAAGACGGCCUUAUGUUACAAAUAAUGCCAGACAUGAUGGAAUCGUUGAGGCAAGCACUCAGAGACAAGAAGGAUUUCCGAAUUGCAUGUGGAAAGAUUGAUUCUACAGACUCGACGGAAGAGGUUACUAUUUGUUGGGUGGAGACUGAAGAAAAGCAAAACAAAGGAAUUACAAGCCCUAUUGAUGGUCAAUCUAUGGAAGGAAUUCCAAGUGAGAGAAUUUAUCAGGAAACAGACUUUGAAGUCAAUGAUAAAACUGUGAAAUGUACAGAGGUGUUUUAUCUGUUAAGAGAACGAGAGCCAAACAGUGGGGCGGGUCAUUCUCAGUUUGCCAAGGAGAUAGCCACAGCCUGUGCUGCUGCUCUUUGUCCUCACAUCAAGACGUUGAAGAACAGUGGAAUGAAUAGGAUUGGCCUGAGAGUCUCUAUGGAUAUUGACAUGGUUGAAUAUCGAGCAGGAUCAAGAGGGCAGCUUCUUCCUCAGCUCUACUUGAAUGAUCUAGACUGCGCCCUCAUUCCAGUCAUCCACAACAGAACAUCAGACACAAGCAUUUUACCUCUGGUGAUGGAGCUGAUCUUUUUCUUAAUUGAAAACCUGAAUUAACCUAGAUCAAGGAAUUCAGUGUAUUGCCUGUGUGAAACAAGGGUCGCUUUUCCCCAGGCUUUCAAGCUCUCCAUCUGUAUCUUUCUGAGGAACAUGGCAAACUAAACCAGCUUCAGUGUUUUAUUUAGUUUAGUUAUAAAUAACUAAUAUAAUGUUCUCCUAUGUUACCCAUCCGAUCAUUCUUAUUGUUUUCUAUACUUUGUGU
Molecule: messenger RNA, 4734 nt
Organism: Xenopus laevis (African clawed frog)
Lineage: Eukaryota; Metazoa; Chordata; Amphibia; Anura; Pipidae
Gene: zfyve16.L
Product: zinc finger FYVE-type containing 16 L homeolog
Exons: 18
Coding region: 210-4529 (1439 amino acids)
Biological process (GO): endosomal transport
Cellular component (GO): early endosome membrane; cytosol; early endosome
Molecular function (GO): 1-phosphatidylinositol binding; metal ion binding
Source: RefSeq, a predicted model, not a curated record